AUGGUAGUCCCGAUGGCCGGCAUGCCCGAGUGGCGGAGAUCCCGCGCAUACCAAGAUGGAGCCGCUCACCCGCACUCACUCUCUCCGCAGUUCUAUGAGAAGAUGGAGCAGAUAUACGCCAUCACGGGUGCCGGCUACAUCAUCCGGCUGAAGCUGGUGGAUGGAGCCGACGCCAGACGGUGCGGACGCGACACCGUCGACACACGAGUGCGAUUCCAUAAGUGCAUAUACACGCGCGACGACUCGAAGACGGGAAGCACCUGCGAGUGUAAUGCAUCGUACGGCUUCCUUGUCGACAAGAGCAUCGAGAGGGGCGACGACAAGGCGGCCGCUGUAUGGGGACGUUACUACAUCGCGCACAUUGUUGCCUUGGCCGCGAUGGUCACCGCUCCCGCCCUCGGCUCGUUAUCCCUUGGGUGCUUUUUCUUGGCCUCGCAGGAGUGUUACUAUGAUCCUGGGCCGACAGCCGGUAGCUGCGGCAUCCCGCGCCGUCACUUCAAUGUCAUUGCCGCUGUCUUGUUCACGGCAAGCUAUGGGUUUCCCUUUGUUGCCUUCUUCGUGUGGAAACACCUGACCAACGUCGACUGGUGCUUCGACGCCGCCACGGGCGACAUGCACGCAGCGCCGUGUGGGAGUAAUGUGGGCCCCUAUUUCAUGCUUUACGCCUCAGCCGUCAAUUUCGUCCCCAUGGUCCUACUAUUGGUUUUCGUACUUGCCGUCAAGUGCGUGGAGAGGCUGAGGGUCAAGGGGCAGUGCCAUGCAGCCGGUGCGGCCGCCCCGGUGUCGGUGCCUGCCCCCGUCGUAUCCCAUGGGCCUCCGGCAGCUGUGGUGGGGAAUGUGAGCAAUCCACAAGACGGCGGUGAUCUCGCCAACGUAUGA
Molecule: messenger RNA, 879 nt
Organism: Vitrella brassicaformis
Lineage: Eukaryota; Vitrellaceae
Source: the annotation of a GenBank genome assembly